This is a messenger RNA of Parastagonospora nodorum SN15, 765 nucleotides long. RefSeq lists its product as hypothetical. The transcript is spliced from 3 exons. Gene Ontology annotation, biological process: DNA replication; DNA replication initiation. The record is from RefSeq and is a predicted model, not a curated record. Gene Ontology annotation, molecular function: DNA replication origin binding. NCBI's taxonomy places the organism in Eukaryota, Fungi, Ascomycota, Dothideomycetes, Pleosporales, Phaeosphaeriaceae. Gene Ontology annotation, cellular component: nuclear origin of replication recognition complex; nucleus. Bases 1 to 765 code for a protein of 254 amino acids.
AUGCUACCGGACGAGAUCAUCGCGCAACUAAACACUGAGUUCCAAUGCCGCGAGCAGCAGAUACAGCAACUUGCCGCGCUCUACACAAUGAACAUUACGACGAGAAGAUCGACAGACGACCAUACGCGCUGGACAGAGAACCUGAGCGCGCUAUGCGUCAACCUCGCGAAGCUCCUCGAAGGGCGGGGGAAGUUUGUCCUGGUUCUAGAUGCUGUAGACAAGCUUCGAGAAAGCGCAGGAACACUGAUCGCAGCUUUGGGACGAUUGGGAGAGUCGCUCUUCUCCAUCCUCAACAACACACCGCCAAAAAUCUUCGCCACGCCACCUUCCGAAGAGCAGUUUCCAGACUACACCCCCGACCUCGCUGCCGAGGACGACGCCUGGCUCUGGUCCCGCUUCAUCUCCGCCGUCUACGACAGCCUAAGCAAGCACACGGGUCGCGACCUGCUCAGCUUCCGACGGACCUGCAUGAAACUCUGGCGCCCAUUCGUCGAACCCGUCGUCACCGGCCAAUUCGGCACCCGUGACUUCUCGCGCCUCAUCAUCAACCGCAAGCACUUGUUCCAAGUCGAAGACGCCGUGCUUGACCGCAUCGUCGCGGACGCCGAGCCUCAGGCCGCCUUAGAGCCCACGACGCCAAGUAAACGUCGCGUCGGCGAAGAUGAUGAUCCACACGCUACCAUUCUUCACCACACACCUCCGUCAUCGCAGCGUAUCUCGGCGAGCUACAAUCCCCUCCAGGACAGACCGUUACAUAUUUCAUGA